CUUCCCUUCCCACCGCGCGGCAGCCGUCGCAAUCCUGGUCCUUUUGCUUGGACGUUCUGUUUCCCGAUUCUUUUCCAAUCCGGUCUCCUGCCUCCCCACGCGUCGUUGGCCAGCAGCGCCUAUAAGUACAAGGGCCCCGGCCUCCGCUUGCACAGCCUGCUUUUUCUCUCUGUUUCUUUCUCGCCAGCCCCAGCCUUCGCCCUCCUCUGCUUUGCGGCGGGGUUUGCUAGGGUUUACCUAGCGGCCAGAGGCGAGUUCGUCCGUCGUAUCAAGCUACGGCCAAGUUCUUUGGUGGAGGAGGUGCAGAUUCUUGUCUCGAGGAGUCGGGCGUGGAGGACUUGAUCUCCCCUCCUUCAUCGCCGGGGCAGACUGCCGCCAGUGAUUAUUCAAAGAAAAAUGGGGAGUCGAAGACAACAUAGUGUCAACAACUUUGGUCCAAGAUUGAGAAAGCCGUCCAUAAGCAAGGCACCAGGCAAACUCAAGAAAAAGUGCCUUGAACAAUUCAAGAGAACUCAGCAGUCGUUUAGGGUGGCGUAUGACGAGCCUAGCCAUGCUAAGGCAGCGUCUCGACCAAAUGUCUCGUCACGUUCUCCAUGGCCAAACAAAGGUACGGCUUCCCCACGGGGAAAUGUCGAGAAGUCUAAGCCCUUCUUCUCUAGGAAGAAUACCCAAAAGGUUAGUCCAUCUCGCGCAGUGCCUAGCGCAAUGCCUAACAGUGGCAUUGAUUCUUUGCAAAAGAAUACUACCAAGUUUAGAACCUCUCCCUUUAUGUCAAAUAGUGGUAAUAGAUCGAGGCCAAACAAUGGCAUGGGUUCUUCGGCAAAGAAUGUGGAGUCUUACUCAAGGUUAAAUAACAUUGAAGCUCCUCGGUCAAAGAAUACCAAGAUGUUGGGAUCCUCUUACUCAAGACCCAAUGAUGAGAUGGCUCCUCAGUCAAUGAAAGCUAGGCCCUUCUCCUCUGGGUUGAAUUGUGGGUCCGGUUCUUUGGCAAGGAACAUAGUAAAGUCUAAGCCCUCUUUAGAUUCAAAUUCCACAUUUGGUGUUUCAAAGAAAUUGUACCCCUCUUUGAUGGUUUGCAACUCACGAAAAGAAGACCAUCCGAUGGCGAUGGAAGCUACAAAUUCCAACUCAGCUUUGAAGGGUAAAAAAGUCAUGGAAGAUAUCUCUAUUUCUUUACCUAGUAAGAAACUUUCAACUCACCAAACGGUCGAGGCAUCAUGCAUGGUUGAUUCAAUCGGCGGGUGCAUUCGAGUUGAUAGUAGAAAGUACAAGUCUAGCCUUUCAGAGCAUGGAAGAACCGAUGUGUACAAAUCUAAGAGUAAGAGGAUGGAGCCGUUGUUGGAAGAAAAGUUUGAGGCACAUGGGGUCGCUAGAUUGAAAAAAUCCAUUAAUAAACUUAACAAUGAGAACACUAGCCUCGGGGAGGAUAAAAGGACCGUUGAUGACAAGUUUAAUAAGAGGAAGAGGACCGAGAAUUGUAGUAAAACAAACAAUAAGAGUAGAUUCGUAGUACUUGAUGAUGAAGACGAUGAUGAUGGUGAUCAAAAUCUCAUCGGUAGUAAAAGUGGUGCUGCUGGAUUGAAAACACAGAAUUAUGGUUCAGAACCUUCAAAGCCACAUCACUAUUGUUCCCUGCCCAUCGAUGAACCUAUUUGGAGUGGAAUCAUUAGGAUAGGCAGCGGAAAAUUUGUUUCGUUGGCUGCACAUUUGUCAACCAAAUACUGUGAGAAGGUGUGGAAAUUGUCAAGAUCACUUGAGCCAGUGGUUGAAGUAACAAAGCUUUCUAGACUGGAGGGUUGGCCGAAGAGCUUUGAGGCAUCAAGGCCCACUGAUGACAACAUUGCGUUGUAUUUAUUGCCCACCGAGAUGAGGCAAGAUGCAGACCUGGAUCAACUUGUUAAAGAAGUCGUGGAGAAUGAUAUGGUCCUACGAGCUAUUGUUGGUGAAGCUGAGAUGCUGAUAUUCCCAUCUAUUCUACUGCCUGAGCAACACCAAACUUUCCAAGGAAAACCCUACCUGUGGGCGGUAUUUAAGCGCAGAAUAGUGGAAGAGGAACAACAUGGCAAAGGACAUCGUGCACAGGAGAAGGGAAAACAGCAGGCUUCACAUUUCAGUGUGGGAGAAGUGUUAAACAUGGAAGCUGGACUUGAAGCUUCUGAGGAACCGGAGAUGCAAGGCAUGGAGCAGGAACAAAAUCCCAAGUUGGCUGGACCCAACGCGCCGAGUCCUACAACUGAAGCUCCUACCGCGGCUGCAGCUACAAUGUCUGCAAACCACUGUCAAGACCACUCAAACAUGGCUGCUCCUACAGGAGCAUUGUUUGGCUUUGUGGUUCAGCGAACUCCGCGACUCGAGCAACUCAUCCAAGAGAUGCAGCGCGAAGGUGCUGUGAUGGUUGCAAUGCAAGGGCAGAUGAUAGGGCCAGGUCUUGGCAUGGGCAGGCAGUAGCAACAGGGUUGAGAGGAGGACGAUUUGGCUUGGAGGCUGUUGUCGUCCAAGUGGCUAGGCAAGGAAGCUGACUUGGACCCGAGCCUUUGUGUACACCAUCGCCUGUGCGUGUCACCAAUAGAUAGAGACAAAUGGGAAUAACCGAACCACGUCUACGAAAUCAACAGCCGCGACCGACUAUUAAGAUCCUCGCGACUUCAGUCUUUUGCAACCUGGUAUCUAGUUAGAGGUUUAGUUUGGUGUUGGCUAAAAUGCAUCUAAAAGUUAUCAUGUCAGCGCAUGUGUUCUCAGAUGCAUUUUGUUCUUCAGUAUAGUUCUGCUUGCAUCUCCUCCCGUGCUGGUGUCGAACAAGCUUUGGCCUAGUUGCUUUUUGCUUGUAGCAUCGAUUUUGUUUUUUCAUUGUAAUCUUUUCUCUCCAUCCAUGCGUUCCUGUAACACUGGCACUGCUGCCUUUUGCUGCGUGCUGUUGGUCCACUUUUUAUUGGCUUUUAUUGGCCCGUACACUUUGUAUCUCUUUA
Molecule: messenger RNA, 2966 nt
Organism: Triticum aestivum (bread wheat)
Lineage: Eukaryota; Viridiplantae; Streptophyta; Magnoliopsida; Poales; Poaceae
Exons: 5
Coding region: 397-2448 (683 amino acids)
Biological process (GO): negative regulation of transcription elongation by RNA polymerase II
Molecular function (GO): histone reader activity
Source: RefSeq, a predicted model, not a curated record